AUGAUUGCCACCAGCAUUUUUGUUGGGCACAAGGCCUGGCGGUACUUCCACCCCAAGCCGGCGAAGGAGUCAAAGCUCGCAGCGCCACCCAGCGUUCAUACUGACCAGCCCCGGAAAAACUUAGACGAGCCCCAGGUUGCGAAAGACCCUGCAGACGCUGCAAAGCGUGAGGGUCUCUCGCGCAAGAGAAUCAUCAUCUGCUGCGACGGUACCUGGCAGACUUCAGCCACAGGACGGAAGAACGUUCCUUCCAAUGUCACACGGCUAGCACGCUCCAUUGCUCACAACAAUCGACCGACUGGCAGUGAUGAUAGCCAGGCCCAAGAUGACAAGAUCCAGCAGAUUGUGUACUACAGCCCAGGUAUCGGUACCGGCGACGGCGUUAACAUCCUUGAGAAGGGACGCCAGGCAGCGUUCGGCGAUGGCCUUGUAUCUGACGUCAUCAAGGCUUAUACAUUCGUCGUCAUGAAUUACUCUCCUUUCGACGAGAUCUAUUGCUUUGGUUUCUCUCGAGGAGCCUAUACCGCCCGCGCGGUGGCAGGUCUCAUCACGGACAUCGGUAUCAUCAAGCCUCAAGAAUUGGAUGACUUCCCGGAGCUCUACCGCCUGUAUCGGAAGUGCAGCAACAAUGACAGCUUCGGGUUCCGCAAGUCCCCUGAGUACCGAACCUGGAUCAUGGGCGUCGAGAAGAAGGGAGUCGAGUCUUGGGUCACGGACACAAGCCGAUCCGAUAACAACUGGUCCCAGGUGCCGCACUCCCUGCCUCCUGAGUUUACGAGAAUUGUCCACGUUGUCGGCGUUUUCGAUACUGUCGGUGCUCUGGGAAUACCUUAUAUGGGCUGGACCCAAAAAUUGAGCAACGAGGUUGCUAAGCACUUUCGAUUUCUCGGCAUUGAUGAAUAUGGGUUCCACAACCCUUCCCUGAGCAGGUACAUCAAGCAUGCAUUCCAUGCCCUAGCACUGGACGACAAGAAGACUGCAUUCACACCAACUCUGUGGCGCCUUCCCACCGAUGACCAACAAGCUCCUCGACGUCGUCUGGAGACGAGAGAAACGCUCGCACAGGACCUCAGGAAGCUUCUUAGUAUCAAAAACCCGAACACAGAGACGAGGAAGAAGAUAAAUGACGCAUGGAGCGCCAUGGUAGAUCGUGAGAUGUGGGAUCAGCUGAAAGACGAGCACUCGCCCGAUGACAAGCCAGAAUUUUACGAACCGAAACUCCAGCAAGUUUGGUUCCCCGGUAGUCACCAAAACAUCGGAGGCGGUAAUCCUGGCAUUUUGAUGGGAGCACCAUUUGACUGCGAACAACUCGCGCUCAUCUCCUUCACCUGGAUGUGCGACCAAGUCAGCCCCUUCCUCCGAUUUGAUGACCAGCAGAAAGAGGCAUAUGGAGGCAAGCCGAAAACCUUGUCAACCCUCGCAGACCGCGAAAUUGAGUCACGCGGGAAGCUCAUUGAAUUUUCGAGGCAAUUUCGAGGCCUUCACUACAGCUCACUUGUGAAAUUCGGCCGUCAGUUACUCGUCUUCUUCAGGCUAGUGAAGAUGGGCGAAGACAACCAAGAUUGGGCCCUGGGACCCAUAAUUGGGGAUACGUCCUUCAUCGACGGGCGAUUGCUUCUUAGCUCGCUCGCACGCUUGCUCUUCCGCUCACUCUUGAGCUUGCUUUUUGGCUGGCUCUUCCGCUUCUUCUUGAACGACAGAACUCCGGGCGAAUACAAACUAGACGGUCAUCAGAACGCUCCUGGGAUCACCAAAGAGCAAGUCCAUCCUGCCGUGAGAUAUCGUAUGGAAAAGGAUUCCCGAUAUCGCCCUGGCGCCCUCAAGCCCUACAAGUCGGAAAAGAAAUACACUAAUGCUCGUGGGGGAAAUCGGUACGUGUACAAAUGGGCUAACGGAAAUCUGACCCUUCCGGAAUACGUGGUCAAGCCUGAGGAUCUGAUCUCGCGCCAACUGAUCAAUCGGUCCGACCUUAGUAGGGAAUGGUUCAGAACACUUUGA
This is a messenger RNA of Colletotrichum siamense, 1998 nucleotides long. RefSeq lists its product as uncharacterized. NCBI's taxonomy places the organism in Eukaryota, Fungi, Ascomycota, Sordariomycetes, Glomerellales, Glomerellaceae. The transcript has 3 exons. The record is from RefSeq and is a predicted model, not a curated record. The coding region runs from base 1 to 1998 and encodes 665 amino acids.